Phytomonas sp. Hart1 is the source of this 429-nucleotide messenger RNA. The record is from the annotation of a GenBank genome assembly. Lineage: Eukaryota; Euglenozoa; Kinetoplastea; Trypanosomatida; Trypanosomatidae.
AUGCUGCAGAAGAGAAACGAUUUAUUCGCGAAUAAAGAGAUCGGAACGACCGGUCUACAAUUUUAUUAUCACUAUUUAAGGCACUCACCAAUUGAUUUGGAAAAGAAUUCAGUUUUCCGCCAACCCCAUCCCAAUACCUCAGUGCUGUUGUAUCGGGUUUAUCUCCGUAGCGUUCUCCUCCACCGGAAACAACGUACACAGCAAGGAGAAACAACUGACGAGGGGCUCUCCUUACCCAUCCCACGACCACUACCGUAUUCACAAACAAAUCCAAUCAAACCUUCCCGCGGUGUGAUGCAUCCGAUCAGGGAUCAAACUAAAAUACCAAAAAUAUUUUUUAAAAAGGGCGAUCAUCCUAGGGCCUCUCCGGUGAACUCGUCGUCGAGGAUGAACGAUGUGGAGAACCUCCUCGGAGCACUAAAGACGUAG